AUGGAGAACAAGCAAGAUCAAAUCGUUGCAGAAAACGGAGUAUCUGAGAUCCCUACAACAGACGCCUCCGUUUCUGGGUUCGAUUCCUUGCACCGCCUCCUCCAAUCUUCACUUCCUCCCCAUCUUUUUCAGGAAGUUAGUCGAAUACUUAUUGGUCUAAAUUGUGGAAGUCCACUUGAUACUGUUGAUGUUCCUGAGCCCGCAAAAUCUCUCUCUGCGAAGCAUGGUUUUGAUCUACAGGCAUUUUCAUUUCGUGCUGAAAAGGAGUCACUGAGGGAACCCCGCAUUGUGCGUGUGGGGUUAAUUCAAAACUCUAUUGCUGUUCCCACAACAGCACCGCUGCUGGAUCAGAAAAGAGGAAUCUUCCAGAAAUUGACGCCUAUCAUUGAAGCAGCUGGCUCGUCUGGAGUGAACAUAUUGUGUUUGCAGGAGGCCUGGAUGAUGCCGUUUGCAUUUUGCACCCGCGAGAAGAAGUGGUGUGAAUUUGCAGAGCCAGUGGAUGGAGAGUCAAGUCAAUUUCUUCAGGAGUUUGCCCGGAAAUACAACAUGGUUAUAAUAAGUCCAAUUCUUGAAAGGGAUGAGAAGCACGGGGAAGUCGUGUGGAAUACUGCUGUUAUAAUUGGAAAUCACGGAAACAUAAUCGGAAAGCACAGGAAGAAUCAUAUACCCAGAGUUGGGGAUUUCAAUGAAAGUACAUACUAUAUGGAAGGGAACACUGGGCAUCCUGUGUUCGAGACGGCUUUUGGGAAGAUUGCAGUCAAUAUAUGUUAUGGAAGGCAUCAUCCUCUAAACUGGAUGGCUUUUGGAUUGAAUGGUGCUGAGAUUGUUUUCAACCCAUCAGCAACUGUUGGUGAACUAAGUGAACCAAUGUGGCCUAUUGAGGCGCGUAAUGCGGCAAUAGCAAAUAGUUACUUUGUGUGCUCGAUCAACCGUGUUGGGACUGAAAGCUUCCCCAACCCAUUCACAUCCGGAGAUGGGAAACCCCAGCACACAGAUUUCGGGCAUUUUUACGGCUCGAGCUAUGUAUCGGCACCCGAUUCCUCGUGCACGCCAUCCCUGGCCCGUCACAAGGACGGGCUUCUGAUUUCAGACAUGGAUCUCAACCUCUGUCGUCAGAUUAAGGACAAGUGGGGGUUUCGUAUGACUGCAAGGUACGAGGUUUAUGCUGAUUUGCUCGCCCGUUAUGUGAAGCACGAUUUCGAACCUCAAGUCGUGAUUGACCCAUUGUUAAGUAAGAAAAGCUUGUAG
Striga hermonthica is the source of this 1248-nucleotide messenger RNA. The record is from the annotation of a GenBank genome assembly. Lineage: Eukaryota; Viridiplantae; Streptophyta; Magnoliopsida; Lamiales; Orobanchaceae.